Rhopalosiphum padi (bird cherry-oat aphid) is the source of this 1277-nucleotide messenger RNA. RefSeq lists its product as uncharacterized. NCBI's taxonomy places the organism in Eukaryota, Metazoa, Arthropoda, Insecta, Hemiptera, Aphididae. The transcript has 5 exons. The coding region runs from base 35 to 1048 and encodes 337 amino acids. The record is from RefSeq and is a predicted model, not a curated record.
UCCUGACAUUGACCGCAUCACACAGAUAUUGUUUAUGUGCAUGUUGAAUAUCAUUGCACAGUUACAUGUUUCGCAUUUGAAUUUUAAUAAUACCUUUAAAAAUCUUGUACAGUUCUUUAGUAAAAAUCUUCAACGAAGCGAGUCAAAAUUCCUUAAACUAAUCGAAUGCAUAGAAUCUAAAACAUUUCUAUCACAGUGUAAUGUAUUGAUUAAAUUAGUAGAAGUUGCUGGCCGUCACGAUCAUUUCAUGAAGAAUCGUAUGGCAAUAUUUUUCAUGCCUAAACAAAAUAUAAAUUAUUACCAAGCCAUAAUAAAUGCCGUAAUUCAAAAUUUGGAAGUAGAUUUUAUAACAUUGAUGAACGAAGCUACAUUAAAUUGCCGUAAUAGUUGCAAGUUUAAAGAUCCACAUGCUAUUUUUUUGAAAAAUGCAAAGUGCGCCAUUAAAAAUUCGCCAAUACUUUUAAGUACAAACAGAAACGGGGAUCAACAUGGAACAAUAACCACAUCUACCAACGCAAAUAACAAACCUACAAAUCAUAGAAGAUUGAUCGGGAAUAGUACUUCAGAAACGACUACUAAUACAAAUUUGGAAAUUAACUUAGGAAGCAGUAUUUCAAAUACUACUAGAAAUGCAUCUGAAUCAAUAGUUCCUUGUACUUCUAGUACAUCAAUGUACCGUGUAAAAGCACCUGAAAGGGCUACUACUAGUUAUUCUCCAGCACAAGUGGAUAAUAACAAAAAUACUAUUCCAGUGUAUCCUGAUCUAAAACCUAAUAAUACAACAGUUUUUUUAAAAAACACAAAGCAGCAACCACAAUUAAAUAUAAAUAUAACAAAUAAUACAUAUAAUACCAAUGUAACAAUGCCCAGCAAUGAGCAACCUCGGGUUGUAAGCAUUAUCUCUUUUUGUGAAGCAAAUGAUUGUUACAAUAUAGGAACAAUAGUAUGCCAAUUUUGUUAUUUAACAAUAUACUGUAGCAAAGAAUGUCGGCGGAGACAUCGAGAAUUUGGGAGCCAUAAAUGUAAUAAAGCUAAUAAACCCAUUUAAACUCUAUACAGUAAAAAGAACUUGUGCUCAUACUCAAAUCGGAACAAAUUUCAAUUUAUUUUAUGUUCGCUGCUCAAAGAUGUUACAAUACAUUUUAUUCAAGUACCUAUUCAAUUCCAGACUGAAACCAAACUUGAUAAUAUGAACUAAUACGAUUGAGUAUUAUACGAAAAAAUAUGUCUACAAUUCAAUAAAUAGCAACUAAUAGAGUUGUGUGACAUGGGAUGGA